UGACAGCGUGCUGCUGAAGAGCUUCAAUUUAAGGUAAGUUUAACAUAAUCAUUCUAUGUGAGCAGGGGCGGACUGACAACUCAUGGGGCCCCCGGGCAAUAGGGGAUCAUGGGGCCCCUGUGCCCCUGCCUAAACUCAAAAAAAGCCUAUGAAAAAGGUACCAGGGGCAUCUCAUGGGGCCCCCUACUGACCCUGGGCCCUUGGGCAGUGCCCGUGUUUCCAAAUGGUCAGUCUGCCCCUGUAUGUGAGCAG
Staurois parvus is the source of this 252-nucleotide messenger RNA. Lineage: Eukaryota; Metazoa; Chordata; Amphibia; Anura; Ranidae. The record is from the annotation of a GenBank genome assembly.